Molecule: messenger RNA, 3703 nt
Organism: Trematosphaeria pertusa
Lineage: Eukaryota; Fungi; Ascomycota; Dothideomycetes; Pleosporales; Trematosphaeriaceae
Product: nuclear pore protein-like protein
Exons: 3
Coding region: 32-3412 (1126 amino acids)
Biological process (GO): protein import into nucleus; poly(A)+ mRNA export from nucleus
Cellular component (GO): nuclear pore
Molecular function (GO): structural constituent of nuclear pore
Source: RefSeq, a predicted model, not a curated record
CAACACCGCCAGCGCAACGCACAACGCCCAAAUGUCGCUCUUCGCCAAUCUCGGAACCGGCCAGCCCGCUUCUAGCGGCGCAUCGACCUCGGGCACGCCAGCCUUCAAGCCGCUGUUUGGCGGAACUACCACCACGUCCUCCGGCACCUCGCCCAGCUUGUUUUCCGGCCUUGGGGCCUCCACCGGCGCGCCGUCUGGCACAUCGCAACCCACGCCUUCAGGCGGAUUGGGAGGAAGUUUGUUUGGCAAUCUGGGCGGAGCAAAGACGGCAGCGCCCGCGCCGGCAUCCACAUCUGCUUUCUCUCUAGGCGGCGCGACCUCCCAGCCGCAAUCCACUGGCUUUGGCGGCCUGUUCUCGAAACCGGCUGGUCAGCAGCCGCAGCAAUCGACGACGACAAAUCCACUAUCCAACCCACAACAAACCAGCGGAUUCGGGCCGUCCUCGUUUUUGGGUGGUGCCUCGACACAACAGCAACAACCGCAAGCUGGUGGCCCUCUGUCGCAGUCGCAGGCAGCCGCGGGCCGAUCAGCGCACUUCGAUCAUCUGCUUGAGCGGGGCCGCAAACGCAAUGCUGGCGAGAAUGGGCUCAGCAACUUCGAGGAAUUGCCUGCUCUGCAGCUUGGGCUGGGCGACAUUGCGCGCAAGGUGCGCAAUCUGGGUGCUGGCGGUCCUUCGGCGGACCAGGCGCAAGAUCGUGCUGCGCACUAUCUGCUAUCCGCCUCUGGCGUGAAGAUGGGCAGCACCCUCCGUGAUCUCAAUCAGUUCUCUACGCAAGCGGGCCUGAGCACCACCGGUUCAGCAGCCAAUGUUCUAGAUACGGACGUUGACAGCUACAUCUCGAACCUCCACUCGCAAUCCACCUUAGCUCUGAUCCAGGAAGGCUUGGAGCAGUCUAAGCGCGACUUCGAUGCCUUCCUGGAGGACAAUGUCCAGAUCGAAUGGGAUAAACAGCGGCAAAGGAUAUACGAGCACUUCGGCCUCGGCAGGCAGAGCGAAGAGAUGGCAGCUUCGCAGAGCACGUUUGGUAGCACAACCGCUCGCGGGGCGUUUGGGAGGUCCACACGCAAAGGCCGCUCGACUGGUGCAAAGGGUGCAUCGGUGAACGGCGGAUCGUUUGCCGCCUCUGCUGGGCCGCCCGUCAUUGGGUCCGUCAUGUCGCCAUACCAAAAGAGAGGGCUCAAUGGUGACUCUCCGGACAAGUCUAUGCUUGCUGGGCAAACCGGUCCCGGCGAUCGUCACACACGCGACAAACAGGAAAAGUUCAUGGAGACUGUCAAGAAGCUUAAUGAGACUAGGCUUCAAGAACGCCCCUUUCCCGUCCUCCAUGAGUUCGCCGCGGUGGAGAAGGUUGCACGUGGAGAGAAUUCGGAUUACUUCAUCAAUGCGUACAGAGCGCUAGCCUCUAUCACGGGUGAGAAGGAGGAAUCAGAUACUCCAGGGAUCGACAACCCCAAGGAACGUUGCUUCGCCGCCGAGUACCUGGAUGAACAACCGAAUUCGGUCAGGAGCGUGCGGAUGCGCAAACGCAUUCUUGACGGCUCCCGCCAAUUUUUGGAGAAGAAGUUUAUGGAUAACGUUCAAGAGGUGCUGGAGAAGAAUGCACAGGACGCCAGGCCUGGCGGCGAGCCAUCCAGAAUAAAUAAGAUCCGAGGAUUUGUCAGGGCCAAGAUAGCACAGAAAGAGCUGGGAGCAGAGAUAGAGCAUCUGCAGAAGAUUGGUGGCGACGGCGAUGAAUUCCCUUGGGUCAUCAUGUUCUACCUCCUGCGUGCCGGCCUGACGCAAGAAGCCUCGGACUACGUGCGAGAGAAGAGAAACUUCUUCCAGAACAACGACAGGAAUUUUCAGGCCGCAGUAUCGUACUAUGCCACCGAUCCAGAUCGCCGGUUGAGCCCUGAAUUGCAACAAAAGAUCAAUCAUGUACAUGCACAGCGUGCUCGGAUAGCGCCAACGAACGACCCUUACCGCAUGGCCUGCUACAAGAUCAUCGGCCGUUGUGAGAUGAGCCGCCGGAAUCUUGACACAAUAAAAGAGAGCAUGGACGAUUGGGUAUGGCUGCAGUUCAACCUGGCUCGAGAAGGGAACCGUGCCGAGGAGAAUGCUGGCGAAAUCUUCGGACUGGACGAGAUACGCGCGACCAUCAGUGAAAUAGGCCAGCGCCAUUUCAUGAAUGAUGAUGCUGAAUCCGCAGGUGGAUAUGGAGUUUAUUUCUACCUUGCUACGCUUGCUGGUAUGUUUGAGCAGGCAGUCAAUUUCCUCUACCAGAACCACUAUGUCUCGGCGGUGCAUUUCGCGAUUGCCCUGGACUACUACGGACUGUUGCGGGUAUCGGAUUGGAACACCGCGGGCAUGGAGAUUCUCACCUACACGACGCGGCAACAGCCACAGCUCAACUUUGGAAGAGUGGUUGGCUUCUAUACUGGCGACUUCCGGGCAGCUCGAGCCGACGCCGCGGCAGAGUAUCUCAUCCUGAUCUGCUUGAAUGCGGAUCUACCUGGUGAAGCGGGCAAGCAACAAGCGGAACUUUCUCACGAAGCCCUCCGCGAGCUCGUUCUCGAGACACGGGAGUUCUCAACGCUACUAGGUGACGUCAAGUCUAAUGGACAGACUACAUCAGGUCUUAUCCAGGAGCGCGUACCGUUGAUCAAGCUGAUCGGCGAGACUGCUCUGGUGAACGCUAUCACACGCGAGGCAGCGAGGAUGGCGGACGACAACGGACGCACCAACGACGCUGUUCUACUGAACCAUCUUGCAGGAGAAUACGACAGCGUCGUGUCGAUCCUCAAUCGUGCCCUGUCCGAGGCUCUCUCUGUUGAGCUCGGUCAGGAGCCGCUACGGCUCGAGCCACUAAAACCCCGAUUAGCGACCGUGCAGCCGCAACAAACCCAGGAUCUAACGUCUAGCCUUAGUAUGCUCGGGACCGAUGACCCGGUCGAGCUGGCGCACAAAGUCAUCGUGCUGUACGAUGCAAACAGCUUGUGGUGGAGAAAAGUCUCGCAAACGAAUCGCGAAUCACUUGGUAUCUUGUACUCCCUCAACACGGCAAAGAAAGUCAUCGAAGCCCGCUCCUACAUGGAAGCCCUUGGUCAAAUCGAGUCCCUCCGCAUCUUGCCUUUAACUUCCGGCGGCAACCUCUCCGACAUCCGCGCCCACGCCAAUUCUUUCUCCACCUACCCGCCCGAAAUCGCGCGCAACAUCGGCAACGUGCUGCUCUGGUGCAUCGGCUGCUGUAGCCGCCACCGCGAAGUGCUACUAAGCGGGCAGUACGAAGAUCCAACGAGGAGGAGCUUAGCAGAUCAGCUGCUUCAGAAGGCGAAGGAUCUCAUGGUCUUUGCGGGCUUGAUUCGGUACAAGCUGCCGCCGAGGGUGUUCGAGACGCUUGCGCGGGAGGGACAGGAGGUUGGCGCUUAUUAGCAAAGCAGGGAAGGGUGAUAGGGUGAGGAAAAUGAGGGGACGAGGAAGAUGAGAUGUUUGGGGGUAUGAUAUGUGAGAUUUGGUUUUGGACGAUGCGUUGGAGUGCGCAAUUCUGCCAUAGAGCAUCGUUCCCCGACAUUCUUGCGUAGAAUAUAUAUCCUUUGGGCACUGCUGCACCAGAGAAGCGGUGGCCCUGAAAAAGAAACGAAGAGUAUCAGUUUCGAAGCGUGUAUUCCGAUGCCUUUGUUGGUGAAUAUAGAUAGAGCCUUUGAUCGGGGGAUUGAAGAUUGC